GGAAGGAGGGAGUCCAGAGACGGUUUCUCGGCAGUGAGGAACCUUAGGUCUCAUCUCAUCGCCAGUGUUUUGUGCAGGGGCUGGGAAAGCCAGAGAGGCUGUGCCAGGCUGGAGGAGACUUGUCUUUCCAAGGCUGGAGAGGAUUUCACGCGGGUUUGCUUGCAGCUGCCCGGGAAGAAAUUCCCCUCUGGUGGCAGCAGCCGCAGCAGCAACUGCAGCGGCGGCGGCAGCAGCAGCAGCAGCGACGGCGGCAGCCCUACCUCCUGUUCUGGGGAACAGGGCAGAAUGCCUGUGCUAGAGCGGUACUUCCACUCCGCAGAACUAGGCAGGAGGUGGACGGCCCCAGAAGGUGUGCUGCCCUCCGCCCUAAGCAGCAGGCCGGGGUGCCAGCAGGGGCCGCUACCCUGGGACUUGCCAGAGAUGAUCAGGAUGGUAAAGCUGGUUUGGAAGUCCAAAAGUGAGCUGCAGGCAACCAAGCCGAGAGGCAUUCUGGAAAAUGAAGAUGCUUUGCACAGCUUCCCAGGAGAUGUCCGACUAAGGGGUCAGACCGGGGUUCCUGCUGAACGCCGCGGCUCCUACCCAUUCAUUGACUUCCGUCUACUUAACAAUACAACACACUCAGGGGAAAUUGGCACCAAGAAAAAGGUGAAAAGACUGUUAAGUUUCCAAAGAUACUUCCAUGCAUCUAGGCUUCUCCGUGGGAUUAUACCGCAGGCUCCCCUCCACCUGCUGGAUGAAGACUACCUUGGACAAGCAAGGCAUAUGCUCUCCAAAGUUGGAAUGUGGGACUUUGACAUUUUCUUGUUUGAUCGCUUGACAAAUGGGAACAGUCUGGUAACACUCCUGUGUCACCUCUUCAACACCCAUGGACUCAUCCACCAUUUCAAGCUGGAUAUGGUGACCUUACACAGGUUUUUGGUCAUGGUUCAAGAAGAUUACCACGGUCACAACCCAUACCACAAUGCUGUUCAUGCAGCCGAUGUCACCCAGGCCAUGCACUGUUACCUGAAAGAGCCGAAGUUGGCCAGCUUCCUCACACCUCUGGAUAUCAUGCUUGGACUACUGGCUGCAGCAGCUCAUGACGUUGACCACCCAGGAGUGAACCAGCCAUUUUUGAUCAAAACCAACCACCACCUUGCCAACCUGUAUCAGAAUAUGUCUGUACUUGAGAAUCACCACUGGCGAUCUACAAUUGGCAUGCUUCGGGAGUCAAGGCUCCUUGCUCACUUGCCAAAGGAAAUGACACAGGAUAUUGAACAGCAGCUGGGAUCCCUGAUCUUGGCCACAGACAUCAACAGACAAAAUGAGUUUCUCACCCGCCUAAAAGCUCACCUCCACAAUAAAGACUUGAGACUGGAGGAUGUGCAGGACAGACACUUUAUGCUUCAGAUCGCCUUGAAGUGUGCUGACAUUUGCAAUCCUUGUCGAAUCUGGGAGAUGAGCAAGCAGUGGAGUGAAAGGGUCUGUGAAGAAUUCUACCGGCAAGGUGAUCUUGAACAGAAAUUUGAACUGGAAAUCAGUCCUCUUUGUAAUCAACAGAAAGAUUCAAUCCCUAGCAUACAAAUUGGUUUCAUGACUUACAUCGUCGAGCCGCUCUUCCGGGAAUGGGCCCGGUUCACCGGGAACAGCACCCUAUCGGAGAACAUGCUAAGCCAUCUCGCACACAACAAAGCCCAGUGGAAGAGCCUGCUGUCCAAACAGCACAGACGCAGGGGCAGCGGCCAGGACCCCACAGCCCCCACAUCUGAGCCCCUGGAGCACACGGAAGGCGCCACGCCCUAAGACAGCCGGGUCUGCAGGAGCAAGGCCAUGUGACGGCCCUCGCCACAAGCCCACCACUCUGGGCUUCGAAUGCCACCCGCCUGCCAUUUACCACCUCCCUUUGUUGAUCCAAGUGUACAGAAGCCAUUGUCACCUCAGCAUUAGCUGCCGAAAUGAGCGACUUCGUCCUGUCCUCGGAGCUCGGGGCAGCUGCCCCUACAGAAAAGACCAGGAGAGUAAGAAAGAGGUGCUUCUGCCUGGUCCCCCUCUGGCCGGCCCUUGGUCACACUGGCAGGGGCUCCUAAGUCCAGAGCGUUUUAGGGUUCACCGUCUGACUGCUGACUUGCAUGACAACACCAGCAUACCUGGAACUUCAAGACUGGUCUUAAGUGCCAGAGCACAAAUGAGAGAGAGGGGAAGUACCUUCUAUUUUAAUAAUAAUUAUUAUCAUAAAAUAAUAAUGAAUCUUUUUAACUUUUAUAUUUCAUGCACCAGACAAUGGGUCUAACACUUUGGACUAAGAUUACUCCGUGUACCCAAACCUGAAGAGGGGGUUCAUUGUUUUGCUAUUGACUCUAUGCCACUUUUAGUCUGAGAUUUGGCAUCUUUGCGAUUUACGAAACCUUGUCUCCCUCCCAUCUGGUGGAAGGUGCUGUACAGUUCAUUCCUUUGCACCGCUAGCCAAUCUGUCUUUUAUGGAUUCAGUGACCUGUUUAUAUUCACACGUGUACAUUUUCUGUAAAUACCAAACGCUACUGAGUCCCAUGCCAAAAUACAUGGAGUAUUAUGGGAUUGCUACCUGUAUAAACAAUGGCACUGUGAACAGAAUACUAUUAGUUUUAAUACAAGAGAAUGCAUUUGUAAAUAUGGUAUAGAGUUUAUUAAUAUACUGUUGUUCGCAGAUAAAGGCCUUAACUUUAAAUAUCUUCCCUCUUCCCAGAGUUGCCCAACCUAAAUCUUUACGGAUGUCUUUCUGAACUGCCUGCCCCCAAUGACCAUCUCUCUGCUUUCCUGCUAGGGUCACAAGCCAAAACUGAGUAUCGUCUCGGAGGGAACUUUUUUGGGGGGGGAGGUGACUUCUUGUGCAUUCCUCUUGAGGCCAUAACUUUUAGUCUAUGGCACUAAGUGUGGUUUCCUCAGAAUAAUGACACCCUCUCAGCAGGAUGGACGUCAUUUGCCAGUGCAGCAAUAUUGUACACUGUUUUAACAAGCCAGCCGCUAAGCUUGUGUUCAUGUGACUUCUGCUAUGGAACACGGGGUGCAUCCUCUUCGCAGGAGACACAGCACGUCUCAAAAGCCUUCUGUGUAUGACCCUGUCAUCUAACCAUCAGGGAACUCCCUGCUCCCGAGCCACACAUUUGUCUGUUAUGGCUACAAUACCAAAGCCCCUUUGGUCCAUGAUUGAUUGGUGUGCAUUUCUUUGGUGUUGAUAGUAACUGGAGAUUUUUUUUUCUAUAGCUUCAUGUGAACAACCACCCAACUAUUUAGUUGAAUUUAACAUUAUUUAUGUAAAGAAACUAUUUCAGUUUUACAAGAGACUUUAUCUUCCUAGCAGGUCUUUGUGGUUCAUUAGGCUGUAACCAGCAGAGUCAGCCUGGGAGUCUGUUGCCAUUCCUCUAGAGACACUUGGCUGUAAGUUGCAGCAUAACUAAUGUUAGAUGGAAACUGCCAGUGCCCCUUCCUCUUUUACUGACGUGUAGUGGGAGAGGGAACAUUUUUGCCAUGAUCAAGCCACUUUUCAAGCUGAUGGAGACAGCUAGUUCUCUAAGUGCAACUGAUGUGGGUCUUUCUGGUUUCUCCUAAUAAUACAAGUGAAAUGCUAAAAGCUUGGCUGGCCUGGAAUAUGGUCUUGCAGAGAGAUUGGGGCUUGCAGACUUAAGGUUUUGGAGGGAAUAGGAAAGUUGAUUAUAUUUUCAUUGAAGUAGGCAAGAUUGUCAGAGGGGCAGAGCUAAAGAAAGUGUGAAGAACUUAGGGAAUGGGUGGAUGAUACGUUGGUAUUCCUGAUGUGAGUAAGAAGGGAGGUUGUGGAAACUUAACUCUAACUGUUGUUUUCGGCAGCAGCUAAGAACUGACUUACGUUUCUUAGUUGCUAUGAUAGGCUGAAGCUCUGAGUGACGUAUGUUUCUUAGUUGCUAUGGUUUCUGAAGCUCAGAGCUUAAGCAAAAUGGAUGGAUACAGCAGAUGAAUUCCUGCUUCAAACCCUCCUUUUGGGGGCCGUAAUAGUCUGGCUUUAUGCAUAUGAGAUCAAAUCAAGGGAAUCAAUUGCUCAGGAUAACAAAAUAGAAGUAGUACAGAAAACAUUGUUUUUAUCCAAUGAAAUCUUUACCUGGAGUUGAGGAACUAGAGUUUGCUUAAGUUAUAAUUAUAUUGUGAUUUAAUUAGGAUGGGGCAUUCUUAGUAGCUCCAGGCUUAUAGGGGAAAGAUUCUCAUGUUGCAAUUUAAUCUUAAAGAGGAGUUAACAAGCAAAACUACCAAAUAUCCAAUGGUUAAAACACAAGUCUAAUGAAAAUCGGAAGUAAAGUGGGCAUGAUGCAUAAAUGAUAGGCAUGAUGCAUAAAUGGCAUAGGUCAUCUUCUUUUUUCUGCUGUCUAGAAAGUUCUUGAGCUCCACAUUUGUUAGCAAAACCUAAAAUAAAUAACUGUGAAAACUCUUCUUUUGGCCUGCUAAUGGCUCUCAGAAUAAAUUAAUACAAGUUUUAUAAUUAGUAAUGGAGAUAUGGCUCUUGAUCCAUGUGUCACUAUAGCUUUCAAGUCUUAAUCUGCUAGCCCACCUAGCUGGUGUUUAAUUCCUUUAUUGCUUGGAAAUGAAGAACUCAAAGACCUAUGUUUUAGUAAGCCAAAGUCAAAAUCUCAGAGAGAGAGAACAUGAACACAUCACUGCCAUGCAUGAUAAUCGGAGCCUACUUUUUUUUUUUCUUUUUUUGCAGUCAUUGAAAACACAGUCAGACUUGAUACAUGAAACCCUGCCAACCCAUAGUUCCAUGUUAGGUUAAGUAAAAAGUAGCCAUUUUUCCCUCUGCCCCUCAUUGCUUACAACUCCCCACCAAUGGCCUUGGAGCACCUCUGCAACCCUGUCUUCAGAUAGUCCUUCCUUUUAAACACAAUUUUGUGACCUUUUGUGUUGAAUCAGAUAUGCUCACUGACUUCCAUUUGGUUAUGACUUGUAUCUCACUGUAUUCCUCAUGCUUUGUUCUUUUAAGAGCCCAUACAAUUGUGUCAUCUUGUGUACACAUGUAAAGUUUGAAAAAAAAAAAACUUGUGAUUUUUUUGCUCAAAAUGUGACCUAAAUAUUCGUUGGCAUGUCUAUCCAGAUGAACACUCAAAAAAUAAAGAUAAUUUCUUUAAAAUA
Phodopus roborovskii (desert hamster) is the source of this 5109-nucleotide messenger RNA. RefSeq names its product phosphodiesterase 7B (gene Pde7b). Bases 286 to 1782 code for a protein of 498 amino acids. Gene Ontology annotation, molecular function: 3',5'-cyclic-AMP phosphodiesterase activity. The record is from RefSeq and is a predicted model, not a curated record. The transcript has 12 exons. Lineage: Eukaryota; Metazoa; Chordata; Mammalia; Rodentia; Cricetidae.